Molecule: messenger RNA, 1574 nt
Organism: Paramacrobiotus metropolitanus
Lineage: Eukaryota; Metazoa; Tardigrada; Eutardigrada; Parachela; Macrobiotidae
Exons: 7
Coding region: 365-1354 (329 amino acids)
Molecular function (GO): zinc ion binding
Source: RefSeq, a predicted model, not a curated record
ACUUACUUUUUGUACAUCUGACUGCCGUCUGGAGAGGAUUCGUUGCCUUUGUGCUUUUCUUGCUCUUUAGUAGUUUAGUGACUUUAGUCUUUUAUAAAUUUUUUAGUUUUUCUAUUUUCACUUUUCUCAUCCCGAGGCUUUUCUCAUUUACUCUUCUCCCGAGGCUUUUCACAUUACUGUACGUACGAUUUACGAGUAGGAUUUCCUAUUUGUACGAACUGCAAUUUGUGUCGGUUCGCGUGCUCAGUCACUCGGUUGUUGUGAUCUGUUAUGGCGGACCAGAGAACUCGACCGAGAAAUCCAGGUGUUUUCAGGGCAAAACGUGUGCGGCCCUCGAAUCAGCUACGCACCAUUUGGCAGAAACAUGUUGAAGAGCGUCAGAAAAAGCGUCGGUAUGCAAAUUUUUGACAGCCUAGGAGAGUUAGCUGUUCCUUCCCGGGAAAUGCUUCAACAGAAACUGGAGAAAAUGGAAGAGAUCGAAAAACGUUUGGCGGUGGAUGAAUAUCGCAGAAUUCUCCGCACUUACACGAGUAGGAACGACAGUGAAUUGCCGUGGCCGCUGACUCCCGUUGAAUUAGCGCUGCAGGGAUGGGAAUUUUACCAGCCGGGCAUUGUCCGCUGCACACACUGCCAACGGACGUGCUUCUUCGAUGCGUACUCCUACAAAGAGAUCUUCACUGGUGUCUCACCCGUCGACCAGACGAUGCGGACUAAAAUUACGGAUGACUUCCGGCAACAGAUAGUGGAUUCUGGACAUGAUAUGCUAUGCAGGCGUCCAGUUCUGCCACGAGAGUCCGAAGUGAACCAGUUUGUCCUCUUCUCCUUCAAGUCAUUCCGGGAAAUGUUUGAGAAACGGCUGCGAUCGCUCGUGGAGUGUGGUGGAAAGUUGCCAGUCAUCGCCAAAGACUAUCAUAAACUGUUACCGGAAGAAAUCCUACAGAAAGCGGUCUUGAAACUUCUCGGCAAGGAGUAUGAAUUUUCUGUUCUCCUGGCGGCUGCUUACCUGGCUCUUUUUGGAUGGCUUGCAGACGAGGAAGCGCGCGGGACACCCCCGUUGCUGGCGUGCCGGGAGUGUGAUAAGCGCGUCAGUUGCGCCGGUUUCUGUCCCCUGGAACGACUAGCAAUAUUGGAGGCUAACGAAGAAGAAGGAUUCCAUCCCGAUCUGUUCUCGGCCGGUCCCGAAGGCCAGUUUCGUUUCGACUGCCAGGGUGAGCAUUUCUCAUGGUGUCCCUGGGUGCGGAUUGUUCCUGUUCCAACGGAGCGACUAGAGGCAUUGGCCUUGCCGCUCAACACGCAGCUGACUGGGAGCCAGUUGAUUAUUUGUGCGUUCAAAAAGGAAUAUUUGACUAUGUGAUGGGAGUUCAGUGUUUUGCGGUUUAUGACUGUAUUUAAUUGGACAAAUCUAUUAUCUGGCUGCCGUAUCGGGUUUGUACAACAAUAGUGCUCCAUAAACGAACCAAUAUCAAAAAAGGGUUUGGCUGUUUUUAUUCGGUUGGUUCUCCUUUUGUACGAUGAAAUGCUGACGGAAAUGCGCAGAACUAUGCAUGUGGUCUUAUUUCAUAUUUACAAAUUUG